CUUCAAUAUGUUAUGGUAACGCCUUCAUGUAAUAUUUCGACGAAAACCAAUGACAAUUAUGUGGAGAAAGUUUACUACUGCGUUUAAUAUUUCCGUAUCUACGAUGCGAAAUUAUGGAAGAGUGGAUCCUGAACAACAACAACCCGGCCCGGGCCCCGGUUGAUAACCCCACUGUAUAAGACUUGGAUCCCUUGCUCGUAGCAAUUGAUUUCUCUUUCUUUUUCCUUUUCUUCUUUCUUGAGCAUACUGUCUCUCUGAAACCGCGUCUUGUUUCGAUACCCCUUCUCUUACGUCGUACGCUCGCACUGCACAAAGAAAGGAAGCAUAUAUUGCAAUUCAAUCUUGGACUAGCAAAAAGGAGACUUAAAGGAGAAUCAAAACGAAAAUGCCUCUCGUCAAAAUCGAUAUGAUCAAGGGCGUCCGCUCCCCAGCGGAAAUUCGCAAACUCGCGGAUGUGGUGCAGGAUGUGAUGCUCACGACCUUUAAUGCGCCGAAGAGGGAUCGGUAUCAAAUCAUCACUCAGCACGAAGAUUAUGAGUUGAUCUGUGAAGACACCGGUCUUGGCCUCACCCGCACCAACAAGCUCGUCAUCAUUCAAAUCUUCCAGCAAGGCCGCUCUGCAGAGGUCAAGCACACUGCCUUCGCGGCCCUCGCCAAGCAGCUCGGUGAAGAGUGCGGUCUGUCCGGCGAGGACUUGAUUAUUUCUUGCAGCGCCAAUACCAAGGAAGACUGGAGUUUCGGUAUGGGCCGUGCGCAAUUCAUUACUGGCGAACUAUAAAUUGCGCUUGGAUGGCAUGAUUCAAGGGUUGGAGAGGAAGAAAAAAAAAACAAACUGCGAUUUUAGAAUAUAGAUUAUAGACCUGCUUGCAUUCGAUUUUGCUUCGGUAUGAAGGGAUAUGUAUGAGCAUUUUCUGGUUGCAUUUAGCAUGAAGGGUAGAAAAAAUCAUUUGCUGUC
Messenger RNA from Xylona heveae TC161, 955 nucleotides. RefSeq names its product Tautomerase/MIF. The record is from RefSeq and is a predicted model, not a curated record. The transcript is spliced from 2 exons. The coding region runs from base 386 to 778 and encodes 130 amino acids. Lineage: Eukaryota; Fungi; Ascomycota; Xylonomycetes; Xylonales; Xylonaceae.